Messenger RNA from Mesitornis unicolor (brown roatelo), 444 nucleotides. Its product is annotated as death domain-containing protein CRADD-like. The coding region runs from base 1 to 444 and encodes 147 amino acids. The record is from RefSeq and is a predicted model, not a curated record. Gene Ontology annotation, biological process: regulation of apoptotic process. The transcript has 2 exons. NCBI's taxonomy places the organism in Eukaryota, Metazoa, Chordata, Aves, Mesitornithiformes, Mesitornithidae. Gene Ontology annotation, molecular function: death domain binding; protease binding.
AUGGAUGCCAGAGACAAGCAGCUUUUACGCUCCCUGCGGCUGGAGCUCUGCACAGAGGUGCUGGUGGAUGGAGUUGUUAUCCAGUAUCUCUACCAAGAAGGGAUUCUCACAGACAGUCACGUUCAAGAAAUAAAAUCCCAAAGCACCAGCCAGAGGAAAACCAUGAUGCUCCUUGAUAUUCUCCCUACCAGAGGACCCAAAGCUUUUGAUGCUUUCUUGGAUUCCUUACAGGAGUUCCCGUGGGUUAAGGAGAAGCUGAUGGUGAAACGUAAGGAAGUGACAGUACAAGAUCCUGCAGUCUCUGUGGAGGUUGCUUUAUGCUUGCUCAGGAAUGGGCAAAUGAUUUUCAGAAUUUGGGAAAUAAAUGUCCAGUGCUGCCCACAGGGGAAAACACUGCAGGUUCUCAGCACAAUGCAAAGUUGUGGCCUUGACUGUGUUGGAUAA